CCCACUACGCCCGCCAAAACAUUGCGCCCCACGACUCACACGACCUCGUCGCCCGUUGAAUAUUAUUCACUCGCCCCCUGCUAUAGUGCAUUUUACCACGACUGCAAGGGACAUUCAAAUACAAUUAUGGUUGGCGCAAAGGUCUUUUCUAUCGAGGGCAAGGGCCUGAAACUCACCACAGCGGCGGACAUUGAGCCACACAUUCAGGAGUUAAAGACCAACGAUGAUGUGGAAGAGGUCAAGUUUCUGGGAAACACUCUGGGUAUUGAAGCCAGUGAGGCGCUGGCCAAGGUUCUGGAGACCAAGAAGAAUCUGCAGGUCGCAAACCUCGCCGACAUCUUCACCUCUCGUCUUCUCUCUGAGAUCCCUCCUGCGCUAUCGCACCUCCUCACGUCCCUCCUCACGCUACCAAAGCUCCACACCGUCGAUCUCUCCGACAACGCCUUCGGUCUCAACACUGUUGCCCCGCUCGUCGACUUUCUGUCGCAACAUACCCCACUUCGCUACCUCUACCUGAACAACAACGGCCUCGGCCCAGCUGCUGGUGUGCUCGUCGCUGAUGCGCUGACUGCACUUGCCGCAAAGAAGGAGGCCGCGCGCAAGGAAGGCAAAGAUGUACCGGACCUCGAGCUCGUCAUCUGCGGUCGCAAUCGCCUAGAAAACGGCAGCAUGGCCGCAUGGGCAAAAGCAUACGCAGCAAAUAGUGGCGUUAAGACCAUCAAGAUGACGCAAAACGGUAUCAGGCAGGAAGGCAUCUCCCACCUCAUCACUAACGGCCUCGCGCACCUGACCAAGCUCGACACCCUCGACCUCCAAGACAACACCUUCACUGCAAUGGGGGCAAAAGCCCUCAGCCAGGCCGUAGUGAACUGGACCGACCUCCGCGAACUCGGCGUAGGCGACUGCCUCCUCAGCAGCCGCGGCGGCAUCCUCCUCGCCGCCGCCCUGGAAAAGGGGAAAAACAAAAAAGUCGAAGUCCUGCGCCUCCAAUUCAACGAAAUCAACGCAAAGGGUCUCGCGGGCCUCGCCUCCGCUUCCUCCACCGCCCUCCCUCUCCUCCGCCGCAUCGAAAUCAACGGCAACAAGUUCGACGAGGAAGACCCCAGUCUCGAUAAGCUGCGCGAGGUUCUGGAUGCUCGCAAAGAGGAGUCGGGUGAGAAGGCCGACGAUGAGGAGUACUGGGGUCUGGACGAGCUGGAUGAGCUGGAGAGCGAUGCCGAGGACGAGGAUGAGGAGAGCGACGAGGAGGAGAAGAGGGGAGAGGUGCAGGAUCGUGCGGCGAAACAGGUUGCGGAUGAUAAGAGGGCUGAGGACAGUAAUGUGGCACAGGACAAGGAUGCAAAGGUUGAUGAUCUGGCUGACUUGAUGAGCAAGACGGAGAUCAAGUAGGUUUUCUCCUUGGUCUUUGUGUUUCUUGUUUGGUCAAUUGUGGUGCGGGGUGGGGAGACCGUUUUGCAUUCAGCGGUUCUAGGACUUUUGUCAUUAAUUCUUUUCUUCUCUUUUUUCCCCUUGAGUAUCAAUGGGUUUGUAGCAUUUCGAUACCAUAGACAAUGCUCCAGCAUCAUCACUUGUAUGAUGCUUUUGUUAUCCUGCGUCUGUCCUCUGCCCACCAACUUAAUCGCUACAGGCAG
Molecule: messenger RNA, 1631 nt
Organism: Bipolaris sorokiniana ND90Pr
Lineage: Eukaryota; Fungi; Ascomycota; Dothideomycetes; Pleosporales; Pleosporaceae
Exons: 2
Coding region: 127-1389 (420 amino acids)
Biological process (GO): activation of GTPase activity; nucleocytoplasmic transport
Cellular component (GO): nucleus; cytosol; perinuclear region of cytoplasm
Molecular function (GO): GTPase activator activity; small GTPase binding
Source: RefSeq, a predicted model, not a curated record